AUUACACGAAAAUAUGGCGAGUUUGGCAACAAAGGGAUCGGGACUUGUAAACAGGCUUCUUGUUCAGGCAAGGCCUCAGCUCGAUGUUUUCUUGAAAUACGCCAAGGUGGAACUAACUCCACCAACGCCAGCUGAUAUUCCAGCAAUUCGUCAGAGCAUUGGCAACAUUGUCAAGGGUGCUAAAACCGGCUCAUACAAGAACCUUACCGUUCGUGAAGCUUGGUUAAACACGCUUAUCACCGCCGAGGUCAUCUUUUGGUUUUACAUUGGCGAAUGCAUCGGAAAGCGCCACAUUGUUGGAUAUAAUGUUUAAAUGUCCCAUUUCCAGUUUUGUAGCCAACAAAAUGAAAAGUGCUUGUUUGAGAUAUAGGUAUCCGCUAAUAUCUGGACACUAAAUAAAGUUAAAUAAUACGACAGUAAA
Drosophila persimilis is the source of this 421-nucleotide messenger RNA. RefSeq names its product ATP synthase subunit g, mitochondrial (gene ATPsynG). The record is from RefSeq and is a predicted model, not a curated record. The transcript has 2 exons. Bases 14 to 313 code for a protein of 99 amino acids. Gene Ontology annotation, molecular function: proton transmembrane transporter activity. Gene Ontology annotation, biological process: proton motive force-driven ATP synthesis. NCBI's taxonomy places the organism in Eukaryota, Metazoa, Arthropoda, Insecta, Diptera, Drosophilidae.